AUGGCAAAAACUACAGUUGAUAAUCUAGCUUAUAUAGAUGAUUACAUUGAUAUUUUAGAGGCACUUCAUACAGAACUUCAAAAAAACUUUACACUUUUAAAAGAAAUGGAUGGCUAUGCACAAGAAUCAACUUCUUUAACAGCAAAAGCAGCUAUUGACUUGAUUGAUACAAUUGAUACAUUAGAUGCUAACGAUAGAUUUACUCAAUUAAAAAAUCUUAUCACAUUAUUAGAAGAGACAGUACAAAGAAGUAGUGAAAAAUCUGCUUUGGCAAAAGUGACUUUAGAUGCCGUUCGUAUAUCAUCAAAUGCAGAUUUAGUCAAAUUUGAAGAAAAUCAACCUAUUGGCUCGCAACGUAUAAUAACUUUACCAGGUUUAGCACCUUCCUCAAGAAGUUUACGUGAAUAUUCAAAGUUAUCUAUAAAAGAAAAAAAUAUAAAAAAGGGGAAUGAUAAAAGGGAGUUACAACAAUCUAAUACAAAAAAAAGACGAGUAACAAAAGAAGAUAUACAUAACAUUCCAAGAACUAAAAGUAAUAAGCCUCCAUCACCUACAAGAAAGAAUAGCAGCAAUACCAAAUUAAUAAAAUCAGAAAUGCAUAUUGAUCCAAAUGAGCCACUUUAUUGUUAUUGUAAUCAAGUUUCUUAUGGUGAAAUGGUAGCUUGUGAUAAUAUGAAUUGCGAAAUUGAAUGGUUCCAUUUAGCUUGCGUAAACUUAAAGACAGUACCAAAAGGAAAAUGGUACUGUGACUAUUGCACUAAAUAUAAGGGAAAGCAAAAAUGA
Molecule: messenger RNA, 783 nt
Organism: Cokeromyces recurvatus
Lineage: Eukaryota; Fungi; Mucoromycota; Mucoromycetes; Mucorales; Mucoraceae
Exons: 7
Coding region: 1-783 (260 amino acids)
Biological process (GO): regulation of DNA-templated transcription
Cellular component (GO): nucleus
Source: RefSeq, a predicted model, not a curated record